GCUGCGUGGGGCCGUUUUCCCUCCUCGUUGACAAAGCUGUGCGGUGGGUGUUGAGCUAAAGCGCUUCCAUCGCUGAACUUUCUGACUCUGUAGCUUGGUCAGUGUGGACGGAAGGCAAACAGAGAGGCGGGUGUCACAUUGGUGUUAAAGAGACUUAUGCUGUCCUGCUAGCAGGGCAAGAUGUUCAACAAAUCAUUUGGGACUCCCUUCGGUGGCGGGACGGGAGGAUUUGGCGCCUCGUCCACCUUCGGUCAGCAAAACACGGGCUUUGGGGCGACGGGAGGCUUCGGCACGUCUGCGUUCGGGGCGACGACAAACACUGGAGGGCUGUUUGGAUCCACGCAGAAUAAACCAGGUGGGCUCUUUGGGUCCAGCACGUUCAGCCAGCCAGCGACUUCCUCCACCAGCACCGGCUUUGGUUUCGGCGCAGCGAGCGGCACCUCCACCAGCCUGUUUGGCAACACUGGCACAGGCACCACCGGCGGACUCUUCUCCCAGCAGAACAAUGCUUUCGGCGCCAAGCAAGCCACCUCGUUUGGAAGCUUUGGGACGAGCACCAGCAGCAGCGGCGGUCUCUUCGGCUCCACCAACACCACCUCCAACCCGUUCGGCGGGGCUACGUCCCUGUUUGGAGGUUCGGGGUUCUCUGCCACUCAGCAGCCGGGAACGACCGUAAAGUUCAACCCUCCGACAGGAAGUGACACAAUGGUGAAGGCGGGCGUGACGACGAGCAUCAAUACGAAGCACCAGUGCAUCACGGCCAUGAAGGAGUACGAGAACAAGUCUCUGGAGGAGUUGAGGCUGGAGGACUACCAGGCGGGCAGGAAAGGCCCGACCAAUCCGAUGGCGCCGGGAACCGGCAGUCUUUUCGGCCAGGCCACGGCCACGUCCAGCGCCACCACCGGCCUCUUCGGAUCCUCGGCUCCCAACACCAGCUUCUCCUUCGGCCAGAACAAGAGCACCUUCGGAGGGCCAACUACCGGCAGUUUUGGCGCGACCACAGGCGGCCUGUUCAGUCAGCAGACCCAGCAGCAGGCCGGCAGCCUCUUCAAGCCCUUUGGUCAGACCACCACCACCCAGAGCACCGGCUUCUCCUUCGGAAACACCAACACAAUAGGACAGGCCAACACCAGCAGCAUGGGUUUGUUUGGGAACACAGCGGCGUCUCAGUCGGGCGGCUUGUUCGGCUCAGCUCAGACCAGCACCGCCACUGGUUUCGGGACAGCCACGGGCCUGUUCGGCCAAACCAACACUGGAUUUGGGAAUGUCGGCACUCAGCAGAGUUUAUUCGGUAAUAAGACGACUGGGUUCGGCACCACCACCACCAGUGCCCCGUCCUUUGGCACCACCACCGGCCUUUUUGGGAACAAGCCCACCCUCACACUGGGAACCGGAACCAACACCUCCACCUUCGGUUUCGGUGCAAACCCUGCUGGAGGAGGACUGUUUGGGAACAAGUCCACCACCGGAGCGCUGGGGACCGGACUGGGAACCAGCUUCGGUACAGCAGUCGGCCCCGGGCAGACCCUGUUUGGCAACACCCAGAACAAACUGGGCACCGCGCUGGGAACGAUGGGAACGUUCGGAACAACUGGAUUCAACAGUGGAACGAGCACCCUGGGAUUCGGAGCGACGCAGCCCGUCGCCCUCACAGAUCCCAACGCAGCGGCUGCCCAGCAGGCCAUGCUCCAGCAGCAGCUCAGCGUGCUGGCGUACUCGCCAUACGGAGACUCGCCGCUCUUCAGAAACCCGCUCUCAGACCCCAAGAAGAAGGAGGAGCGCCUGAAACCGACCAAUCCGACGGCUCAGAAGGCUCUGACCACACCCACUCACUACAAGCUGACUCCGCGUCCUGCGACCAGGGUGCGGCCCAAAGCGCUGACGUCUUCCGGAGCCUCCAAGUCGCAGCUUUUCGACGGCCUGGAUGACGACGAGCCGUCGCUCACCAACGGAGCCUUCGUGCCGAGGAAGAGCAUCAAGAAGCUCGUCCUGAAGAACCUGAACAACAGUCAGUACAGCAGUCCUCUGAACAAGGAGAGCGACGACCUCGCCUCGCCGUCAGAGUACCCACAGAACGGACACAGCCACGUGGAGGAGGAAGAGGAGCAGCUGAGGAGGGUGGCGGGCCCCGGCAGGCGGGCUGACGACGACCCGGAGGUUACCCAGUUCUACGUCAACCCCAUCGCCAAGCCAAUCCCGCAGGGCCGCGCCCACGCCAGCCUGCAGGACACCAUCAGUGACCUGAACAUGCACAAAGGCUCGAGGAACGGCCUCGAGCUGAGCAACGAUGACGUGUCUGCGUCCUUCGGCGAGGAGUCUCUGCAGGAGGAGCGAGAGGAGGAGCAGCAGCUGUCCCAGCAGUCUCCGCACCCUGCAGGCAUCGUUCUGAACCGCGUGGGUUAUUACACCAUCCCUUCCAUGGACGAGCUCGCCGACAUGGUGGACGAAAACGGGGAGUGCAUCGUGGAGAACUUCACCAUCGGCAGGAAAGGUUACGGUUCCAUCUUCUUUCCCGGCGAGGUGAACGUGUCGGGACUGAACCUCGAUGAAAUCGUCCACUUCAGACGCAAAGAGGUCAUCGUGUACCCGGACGACAAGAGCAAGCCGCCGGAGGAGGAGGGGCUUAACAGGCGAGCGGAGGUGACUCUAGACGGCGUUUGGCCGAACGACAAGACGACCUGCACCCAGAUCAGGAGCCCCGAGCGUCUGAGCGACAUGAACUACGAGGGCCGGCUGGAGAAGGCGUCGCGCAAGCAGGGAGCUCGCUUCCUGGAGUAUCGACCUGAGACCGGGUCCUGGGUGUUCGAGGUGUCUCACUUCUCCAAGUACGGCCUGCAGGACUCGGACGAAGACGAGGACGUCCCGCCGAAAGCCGACGCCAAGAAGCUGAAGACGCUGACGACUCUCCCUCCCUCCCGGCUGCAGCAGCAACAGCUUCCCCCCUCUCAGCAGCAGGUGGCGCCACAGGCUCAGUCCACUGCCGUCAUGGAGCUCCAGGGCGGCGCCAUCGAGCUCGACAGCGACAUGGCCGACAUCACCCAGAGCUUCCCGACAGAGAGCAUGCUGGGAGGAGAGGAAGACGGCGACCUGCUGGCGGGGGAGACGGACAUGACGAUCUCCAAGCUCGGUGGUCUGGCCUCCUCAGAGCUCGACGGCGUAUCUGCAUCCGGCCACAUAGCCUCUACACUGGGGAUCAACCCACACACGCUCCAGAUCAUGAAGGCGUCUCUGUUUGCUGAGGACGACGAUGACACCGACAUGUUCCACGAUCACGCGGCGAUGAAGGUUUCCACGGAUGUCUCGUCUCCUCGCCUCGUCCUGCCGGCCGCUCAGGGCCGACCCUCUGUCGGCGGUCUCCUUCAGGCUCGAUUCACCUCGGGCCUCUCUCAGCUGUCAGACUCUCCCCGCAAUCUCCUUCCUCCGUCGCGGCCGUCUCCGGCCAGCGUUGAAGCCCCCCGCUCUCUGCAGUGGGCGGGGCCCUUCAUGCUGCCCUCCCGGACUCCGGAGCCUUCAAUUAGGACUGUUGGCGUUCGGCGGCUCGGCGGCCCCGUCCCCCUCAAAGAGUCGAUCGCUCACGGGAAGGGAGGUUUGCUCAUGGACACCGGGCUGUUUGCCGUGCGCUCCUUCCGGGUCGGGUGGGGUCCCGGCUGGACGCUCGCUCACUGCGGCAGCCGGCUGAGCUCGCCAACGUCCAAACAGUUUGAGCACCAAGAACUGAUGGCAAAGACUGACUUCAGCUUCCUGCCGAAACCUGCCAGGAGCAAACCACUCACAGAAAGCCCCUACAAGGUGGUGGUGGAGCAGGUGGUGGGUCUGGAGCCUCUCAGAGGGAAAACCAUUGAAGAAGAGGAAGAUGAAGAGAGCCAGGCGGUGCUGCAGCGGCCCCUGGAGAUCUGCCUGAAGCACAGCAUUGUGGAGGUCCCCGACAGCUCCGCCUGCCCUGUGGUGCGACCACAGGCCGGCGUGGCGGCGCUGCACGAGUACGCCGAGUGGAUCGUCGAGCUGAACGACAGACGGGGCGACACUGAGCCGCUGCUGGGCUACUGGGCCGAGGUCUGGACUCUGUGUGAGGCGCUAUGGGGCCGGCUGGGCCCCUCGGAUCAGGAGCCCGAGGCGCCCGGCGAGUACGAACAGCAGCUGGAGAGGAGGCGGAGCUUCUCGGCCUGGCUGUCCCGCGGUGCCUCCCGCAGGGUGGAGGAGGAGGUGGCUUUGGCUGGGAAAGGUGGCCACGUCGACGCAGUUUUCAGCUACCUGACGGGAAACCGCAUCAGCGAGGCGUGCCGACUCGCCCAGAAGGAAGGAGACCACCGUCUGUCCCUGCUGCUGUCUCAGGCCGUGGGCUCUCAGUACUGCAGGGACCUUCUCGCCCUUCAGCUCGCCGAUUGGCACCGCAUGCAGACCGACUGCUACCUGCCCGAGGAGCGACUCCGUAUCUUCGCUCUGCUCGCCGGGAAACCGGUGUGGGAGUCCACCGACUCUGCGGUGAACGUGUGCGCCGAGCUGGACUGGAAGCGCUGCGUGGCCAUCCACCUCUGGUUCAUGCUGCCCCCGACUGCCUCUGUGGCCGACGCCCUCGCCAGAUACGAAGCCGCCUUUCAGGGCUCGUGUGAGGCGGGGAAGUACGCCUGUGCCCCCCUGCCACCAUACCUGGAGGCGGAACAGCCAGAUCUGGAGGAGGAGGAGUCCAAACGGCCGCUGUACGACCUCUGCUUCCACCUGCUCAAACUCUACAGCGACAGACACUACGGCCUGCAGCAGCUGCUGGAGCCUCUCGCCGUCACCUGGGAGCGGCUGGAUUACCGCCUGAGCUGGCACCUGUGGGGCGUCCUGCAGGCACUGCACUACACCCACCUGAGCGCCCCACGGCAGGGCCUCCUCCACGCCAGCUACGCCGCGCAGCUGGAGAGCGCCGGCCUGUGGCACAUGGCCGUUUUCAUCCUGCUGCACAUCCCCGAGCACACUCAGAGGGAGCGAGCUGUGAGGGAGAUGCUGGCGCUGCACUGCCCCCUGCAGGAGACGGAGGACUCGGUCCGCAGGGAGCGCUUCCUGACAGAGCAGCUGCUGAUCCCGGAGCAGUGGAUCCACGAGGCCAAGGCCACCCGAGCCCACCGCGACGGCGACAGACACCAGCAGGCCCUGCACCUGUACCGGGCCCGAUACUGGAACCAGUGCCACCGCCUGCUGAUCCAGCACCUGGCCUCAGACUGCAUCAUCAACGAUAACCACGACUACCUCCUGGAGUUCCUGGAGGGUCUGGCGCUCCCUGAGCACUGCGCCACCAUCCAGGACUGGGACACAGCAGGGAGGGUUUACCUCGACUACAUCAGAGUCAUAAAGACUCUGCAGGACAUCCAGCAGAUGGAAAACGCCGGCUACGAGCUGGAGCGUCUCUACACUGAUGUGACGUCUCUCUGCAGCAGGAUCGAGCUCCUGCCCUGCUGCACCGCUAAAGACCGCCUCGCCCAAUCAGAAAUGGCGAAGCGUGUGGCGAACAUCCUGCGUGCGGUGCUGAGCCUGCAGCAGGGCGAUACGGCUGACUCCCUCAGCAUCCCGCUCGCCCAGCUGGCGCCGCACAUCAGCCGCCUGCCGAUGCCUGAGGACUACACGCUGGAGGAGCUGCGAGGCCUCACGCAGUCAUACCUGCGACAGCUCAUCGUCAGCCAAUGAGAGCGCAGAGCGGGACGAGAAGCUUCGGCUGCUCAAACAUCUCGAAACUGACGCCAUAAAGAUGAGGCGAGCAGUGUGUGACCUUUAACCCCACGUCUGUCAGUCUUUCAGCUUGUGCUCAGAUUUAAAACCAAACAGGAAGUGACAUCAGGGAAGCAGUCAGAGAAAAAAGGUUCAAAUACUUCCUGAGUGAUCAUCAGAAUUUAUUCUUCCUCACUUUAUUUUCAAUCAAAUAAAACGACCUCGAGCUCAAACGUGCUGCAGGUUUGAAUCCCUCCACCUGAGCCCGCUCCACCGCGCUGACGUUCCUCUGCAGGAACCUCAGGCUGGAGAUGAUUUUUCCCAUUAAACCACCUUCAGUUUAAUCGUUCAGUCUUUGUUUUUCAUGCUUUCACUAGUUUCUCCUGAAACAUCAGGAUCAUUUGAUCAGACUCAGUCAAACCUGCUGACUUAAAGCAGACGAGUAAAUAUUAAUAAACAGGAAACUGGGGGAAGAAACGGGAGCAGUUUGGAGUAAACGAAGCUCAAUCUUUAACUUCCAGAAACGCUCCCCGCUGACAGUCUCCUCCUCUUUGUGUUGGACUCGACUCAUUUGACCUCUGACCUUCAGAGAGCGGGUCGACGUGGUGUUUCCCCCCUCGGUGGGUUUAGAAGCGUCUGUCUGUGUGUGAUCACAGAGCAGGCGGCGGUGGAUGUGUAAAAUGUUGACGCUCUAUUUUUGUAGGUGUGUUUCUGUGUGGAUGUAAGUCAGAUCGUUAGUGUCGCAGUUUUAAAGUAAAGAGUUUGCUUCCAAAGCGAGCCGCCGGCCCGAGAUUUCACUGUUAUUAUAUAAAUAUUGUAUAUUUUUGGAAAUCAAACGCGAAUAUCAGGUCGUUUUUAUCCCUCGAUUAUUAUCAGAUUGGAUGCAAAGUCUUUGGAAGUGAAACUCUCUGCUUACUCAUUUAUUUUUUUCUGUUGUAGAUGAACGCCAACGAUGUUUUGGGGUUUUUGUUUUUCAAAGUGAGAUCGGUUGGACUGUUUGUCUGAAACUGUCAUUCACACAGCGAUGCUGCAGUGUGUGUGUGUGUGUGUGUGUGCUUGUUUUCCUCAUA
Messenger RNA from Pelmatolapia mariae (spotted tilapia), 6758 nucleotides. RefSeq names its product nucleoporin 98 and 96 precursor (gene nup98). Gene Ontology annotation, biological process: post-transcriptional tethering of RNA polymerase II gene DNA at nuclear periphery; protein import into nucleus; RNA export from nucleus. Gene Ontology annotation, molecular function: structural constituent of nuclear pore; RNA binding. The record is from RefSeq and is a predicted model, not a curated record. Bases 181 to 5667 code for a protein of 1828 amino acids. The transcript is spliced from 35 exons. Gene Ontology annotation, cellular component: nuclear pore; nuclear pore cytoplasmic filaments. NCBI's taxonomy places the organism in Eukaryota, Metazoa, Chordata, Actinopteri, Cichliformes, Cichlidae.